Molecule: messenger RNA, 1097 nt
Organism: Cydia splendana
Lineage: Eukaryota; Metazoa; Arthropoda; Insecta; Lepidoptera; Tortricidae
Product: pancreatic triacylglycerol lipase-like
Exons: 6
Coding region: 70-1071 (333 amino acids)
Biological process (GO): lipid catabolic process
Molecular function (GO): lipase activity
Source: RefSeq, a predicted model, not a curated record
CAGGUUAAUCUUUGGGUAUAAAUACUUUUGCACGAAAGGGUUUGUUGUAUAUCGGUCUCAGUGUUCAUAAUGAGGGCUUCAUUGUUGUUUUUACUCGUCGCUGCGGCGUAUGUCGCCGGCACACCGGUUCUGGAACAGCCGGCUGACUUCCAGUACCCACGAUUCUUCAAGAUGGCGGGAGGAGAUGGGGAGUUGCACGACAUCGACCUCGAGGCCAAACCUGACUUGGAAUUACUGGCCGAAGUUACAAAGAACCCUGCUAACAACCAAUACUUCUUGUAUACCAGGCGUAACUCUAUCAUCUCACAGACUCUGACGAUCAACAAUGCGAACUCCAUUCUCAACUCCAACUUCAACGCUAACAACCCCACUAUCAUCAUUGUCCACGGCUGGCUUAGCAAUAGGAACACUGAACCCAAUCCUACUGUCAGAAGAGCAUACCUCGACAAGUCGGACGUGAACGUCAUUGUAGUUGACUGGAGUAGACUUGCCCUCUCCGACUACGCAACUGCCGCCUUAGGGGUCCCAGCGGUGGGUCGCGGCGUGGGACAGUUCCUUCGCUUCCUUAACCAAGUCACCGGUGCCCGUUUCGACAACAUGCACCUGGUCGGCUUCAGCUUGGGAGCUCAUCUCGUGGGCAACGCUGGUAGAGAGCUCGGCGGUCAGGUUAUUCGUGUUACUGGUCUGGAUCCCGCUGGACCUAUGUGGAAUCUGAACCGCGAACGCCUGGCGCCCACCGAUGGCGGCUACGUCGAGGCCAUCCACACUGACGGCGGCUACACCGUCGGCGGCCUCGGCAUCGGCUCGGCCAUCGCCAACGUCGACUUCUUCCCCAACGGCGGCAUCUCCCAGCCCGGCUGCUACACCAACAUCUGCAACCACAACCGUGCUUGGGAGCUCUUCGCCGCCACCGUCACUUACAACCACCUGGUCGGGCAGCAGUGCACGACGAAUCUUCAGAUCACUUGGAAUACGUGCCGUGGAGCCAGAUUCAAUAUGGGCAACGAUGACUUGAGGAAAACGGGAUCUGGCAUGUACCGCCUAGACACUGGCCGACGAUACCCCUACUAACCGACCUAUUGCUACGAUUAUAUGAU